Molecule: messenger RNA, 4707 nt
Organism: Hydatigera taeniaeformis
Lineage: Eukaryota; Metazoa; Platyhelminthes; Cestoda; Cyclophyllidea; Taeniidae
Source: the annotation of a GenBank genome assembly
AUGGCUCUCUCGCUUAGUGACCCGGCUCGUGAGUGGCUCAACAAGUUGAUGAAUAAAGAUGCUCAAUUCAGGGAUAUGGCGUCAAAAAUAGGUUAUAAUCGAAAUGACAUACCCACUGUUAGCGGUAUCCUUGACACGGACUAUGCCAUCUCUCAGGUCAAUGUGGGUGGGCAACUUGAGUUCGAGAAGACAACAGCCAUUCCACCUGAACUUCUGGAGCGAUUGAGUGGUGUAAAACAGUGUUGCCGCAUGGGAAUAUUUCCACAAUGUCGAAAAGCCUGGCUUACGGUUGACGCAGAAUUCUUUCUUUGGAACUUCGAAGAUGGGGAAGACCUAGCUUUUUAUGACGGAUGCCAAGAUGUUAUCAUCUCGGUCUCUUUACUGCGUUCUAAGCCGGGUUUCUUACCUUCAACCAUUGAAUAUCUACUAGCACUGGCAACGCCAUCUAACCUUAUUAUUUUGGGAGUCACAUAUGAUUACACUACAUCUCAAUGCAGUUAUUAUUACAAUGGAAUAUUUAAUGUUCUACCUACUCCGCUUUAUUUGGUAUCCACUGAACACUAUUACAUUACUUGCAUGGAGAGUACCUCUAAUGGGCGGCUCUUCAUGGGGGAUCGCGAGGGAAAUCUAUUGGAGUGCAUAUAUAAGCCUAUUCAAGCACUGAAUGACAGUAUGUCGGGUCAAGCAUUGGCUCCAAACGGCAUGUGCAGUAUCACCAAUCAUACCGCGUCUUCGCUUAAUUACUUCCUUCCCACCAUCCUGACUAACGGAUUCCGUUCUUCAGGUGCCAUUACUCGGAUUUCAGUUGAUUCAAGGCGGGGCUUACUGUGGACGCUGUCAGCUAAUUCUCAUCUGACCGUUUACCAGUAUGACAUUCCUGGCACAAAAACCGACACUAACUACCUAUCGAAAAUUGCGAGUCUUACGGCCUCCGAUUUGGCCCAUAGAGCUGCAUCAAUUGUUCGGUCGGUUGAUCGGAGCCAGUUUUCCAGGAUUAUAUCAAUCUAUGCAUUGUCCGAUGAAUCUGGUCCGAUUCAGAUGAUGGCAGUCAACGCCUCUGGGAUUCGCAUCUACUUCGCCGAAGGCCUUCGUAUUGCCCAUAUCCGUUUGCCUCCACGUGUCCCCUUGGAUUCCAGAGCUCCAGAACCCUCGAUACUGCCUCAAAAACAGCAACAACAACAACAACAACAACUGCCUUUUCAAUCCGUUCUUGGUGAAGUCAGGCUGGUAGCUGAGACGCGAGGGACAGUGAUUUUUGCCUCAAUUCUACCAAAACCAGUUACUACUGACUCUCCAUCGGAGCCAACAAACACAUUAACUCUCAGCGUGACCUCUCCAGAUCCCUUCCCGUGGUCUCCAUGUCUGUCGGAGACGGUGACCGCUUCAUUGAAUGUUGAAUCUCCUUGGGCGCUGACGGUGCUCCCUCCUGACGACAGCGGUGGUACAUUUGGCAAUCCCAACGACCUCGUCUCCUCGACCAGUUUUAAUAAGAAGGGCAUUGAGCUGCCUCAUGAAUCAUCAGGAUCCUCUCAAUCCGAUCCUCAGCAAACAGUUCUUGGCGGAGUGUCUUGUACUCAGCCACAGCAGCAGUCGUCUCCACCACAGCCGCCGUAUCCAAAGGGCUCACCUCCAGUAAUGUUAACGCAACACUUGGAUCCAAAUUACCGUCGAGUGUUGGUUAUCACAGCUCAUGGUAUCGUACACCUUCGUUUGCCUUCUCCGCUGCAGAGGCUACGCGAGUUUCUCGCCUCUUCUGGUGCUGUUCCUUCUACAACCGAUGGCACUACCUCCUUAGAGACUGCGGACAAAAACUUCUUGAGCACAUUUCUGCACCAAUUUGGUCCAGAGGAGUCUAUCUGCGCCUCCAUCGCCAUUGCAGCCUCUGAGCAAGGAAAAACUGAUGUAGUUGCUCAUGCCGAAAGAGCAGUGAUAUAUUUCGCUACGGAGGCUGCACGCUUUUGGCAGCCCCCGGUCAUCUGCCACGGUGCUGCCUCAGCUACGGCGCCGUCUUUGGGCGGUAUGGUGGCGAUGGGGUCAAUGACAUCGUUGCCGGAGUUGAGACUAAUGGGAUCGUUGGGUCAGCAGGAGGCGAUGGCAGACACCUUCUUAGUGCUCGGCGCCUCCCUUUUCCUCUCACGGGUCUCACGUCCCCUUUGGCGUGCUCCAAUGCUUGCGGUGGCUGACAGGACUAUGCCUGGACUUGCCUCCACCACCCACAGGCCUGAGAGUGUGUCAGGUGGUCUGACUAGUAUAUUCUACACUUUCAUCUCCACCGCCAUUGCUAAGGCCACUGCUUCUACCGCUAGUGCCACAACCAAAGACUCUAUCAUCAUAACCUCGCGCUUGAAUUCAGAUGAUCUUGGAUGGGUUAUGCACCAGCUGCGCUACCUUAAAGCUCUCCUCGAGUCGUCUAGCCAGAAGUCAUCUAUAUCGUCGACAUCCUUAUUCCUUGGUGGACGUCGGGGUGGUCCGACUGAGUCUACCCUCUCGCCUUUGGUGCGUCUUACGCAGGAUCUUUGUCUCCUUCUAUCCGCUUUUAUUGAAUUCGUUGGCCUCUGGCAGAUAAUUGCUCAACAUAACGUUCACGCCAUUACCAGUCAGCUCAGUGCGGAGCAACGCACGGACCUUAUCAGUCUACCGGUGGAGGCCUUCGUAUGCUGGAUGCCCCGCACAGCAGCCGUACCUUCAUUCACUACCUCCACACCUGAUAUUCGUUCGGCACUUAUUACCGCUCUGAUUGAGUACUAUAUGUCAGGUCAGUGUCAGACGGCCUCCGUGGAAACACUCUGCGCUCGUUUGCGCAGUGUCUGUCCUAACCUCUUCGGCAACGAGGACGCACUCUGUGCUCGUGCAGAGGAACUUCUGAUGCGCGCUGCAGCGCUAACUACUUCAGAAAAGCAUCGGGAGGAGCUGAUCAAAGAAGCUGUGGAUCUUCUACACUCUGCAGGUCCUUCGCUCAACAUCGCGGUGGCUGUAAGCAAACUCGUUAGCACGGUAGGUGCCUGGGGUGCCGCCAUCCGUCUUUGCCUUUCCAUCGCUCGACAACGGGACCCUCUGGACUUGGCACUGGCGUGUCUGCGUGAAUCGCGCCAACCAGAGGCAGAGGCUUCGAUGUCUUUACUCAUCGGAAAACCUUCUCACAUUUCUUCUAAGUCAGAAGUUGAAGUGGUGGAGAGCCGCUAUGAUGCGUAUCGCGCGGCACUAGGCUGCCUUAGCAGUCUUCUCGAGUUGGCUUGCCUUCCCACCUCCGCUUCACGCAUUCCGGAGCCAGAAUCGGAGAUACAGGCAGAGCCAUCUAGUGUCAUCCUUCAAAGUGUCGGCGUCAAUCCUACUAUGGAAGUCGUCCGACGUACUCUUUGGGCCAUCCUAAAAUUUAUCUUUAAAUCGGAUGACAUGUUGGUCCACUUUGAGGUAAUUGCGUGGCUCCUAUCCAAUGGCUUAUUGGAGCAGGUUGUGGAGUUGAACUCGCCUUAUCUAGAAAUGUACCUUCAGUCACAUCUGUGUCAGGCGCCCAAUGACGUGGCACUGCGUCGUCUCCUCUGGCGCCAACUAGAGGCUCGCGGUGCUCAUCGGGAGGCCGCGCAGGUUCUCGAGCACCUAGCCACAACUGUGGGUGCCGGAGAGGGUCUUACUAUUGAGGACCGCCUUGACUACCUCGCUCGUGCUAUUGUCUCUGUCAGAGCUCUUCCUCAGUCACAGUUGGCGGAAGCCUCGGACUACUUAUCAGACUUGCAGGAUCGUCUAGAAGUUGCAGAGUUGCAGCGCCACUUGUGUAUCGAGCUAACAGCUACGGGCACUAAUGCCUCUGUCUCUACCAGUACGACCUUCUCUCACACUGAGGUACAACAAGCCCUCACCGAACUCACGCGGGGUCCCCUCCUUCCUGCCUCCGAGCUUUUUGCUUGCUACGCUGACCCUUUCGAGCUUCACGAAUCAAAGCUCUUGCUUCUCCAUUUCGCUGGCGAGGCGGAUGACGACCUUAUAGAAGCUGUCUGGAUGGCUCUUUUGCAUCGUCUCCUUUGCGGUACUGGUAACGGUAGUGGUGGUGGUUCACAGUUGAAUUCUCCUAUUCAAACUCGUCGAAAGCAUCUCCCCACAAACCGAAUGACAGCUAGAGGUCUGGAGUUGACCAUUUCCACCUGCCUCAGUCGACUCUACACUCGUCUGGCGGUGGCACCUGUGAGUCCCUCACCCAAUGCAGCAGCUUCCACCACGGUCGUGCCUCUCUAUGCACCUCAUGCCGUUGAUUACACCUUUUUCCCGCUUACAGUGAUCAUCUCUACGUUGGAACGCUACUCCAUUCAACAAUCGCUACCCUCUAACUGGGUCCCUUCUAUCUUCUCCGAUGCAAAGAUACCCUCUAGCCCGGAAAUUGCUGAGGCUUAUAAUGUUAUUCUUUGCAGGAAGGAUCCGUUUUGGAUGCGCGAUUCCGUUCGUUCACAUCUAAUGGAAGCCGUCUACGUCUUUAUCGUGGAAUUUAUUGAGAAUGCCAAUCGCCUGUCACCGAGACAGAGGCAAUUGCAAGGUAGUCGAAUGCUGGAUCACUUAACCUCACAUCUGGUAGAGCUACACGCAGAACCAAAAGCGGGAAGUGGUGACCUUGGCAGUGGGGUUCAAGGUCUGCACCAGCAGCACUUAGAGCUUGUGGAAAAACUAAUAGGACUCAGGCGACACCUCGACCGAAUGGUCUCGAUAGCAAGUCCCUAG